GCCAAUUUUAUUGAACAACAGAACAAAUAACAAUUGUUGUUGUUUGUUUUUAAUAUACCUAUUUAUUUGCAAUUAGUAUAAAUAAUAAAAAAACUAUAUUGUUGGAUUCAUAAGGGCAGAUCAAUUAAAAACUAAACAACAAUAAUGAAGAAUAACAAAAAAGGACAUCGUACAAGAAAACAAUUGAUUGCUGAAAAAGAAGCAGCAUCAAAACGUCUUGUCGAUCAAGCUAAUUUAUUGAAGGAUCCACUUGAAGCAUUACCUGGUUUUCAUAGCUACACAACACCUGAUGGUACAGAAAUAAAAUUACAAUGUCAUAGAGUUGGUGAUUUAGAUAAUGAUAAAUUAACAUGGAUAUUUAGUUUGAUGGAAAGAAAUAUGGUUGAGUAUUACAAAGCAUCAAGCUGGGGAUGGAAUCAAAGCUCCAAAAGAAAAGAAUUAACUGAACCAACAGCAUGGUAUCUCAUUGCAACAAUGAAUGAUGAAUUAGUUGGUUUUUCACAUUUUCGUUAUGACAUGGAUUUUGGUAUUGAAGUUUUAUACUGUUAUGAAUUGCAAUUAGAAACUAAAGCAAGAAGAAAAGGUAUUGGUAAAUUUUUCAUGAAUGCUCUUGAAGAACUUGCAAAAAAAAGUUCAAUGAAAAAAGUUGUACUAACGACACUCAAGAAAAAUACUGAUGCAAAUUUGUUUUAUGAAAAACUUGGAUACAGACUUGAUAAAUCAAGUCCAGGUGAUUGGGAAGAUAUGGACUACAUGAUUUUAAGUAAAUAAAUUGAACUUUGUAGUCAUCAUUAAAUAAAUUAAAUGAUUAAAAGAAAAAAUAAAUAUUUGAUUAUCGAUAUGAACAUUAUAACGUCUAAAAUAAAACAUUAUUUCGAAAAGUUAUCUUUAUGUUGGCAUUUUAAACAAACAUAAGUAAUUAAAUUUUAAUAUUUUAUAAAUAAAAAUUUUUGCCAAGAUGCUGUUGCUCACUGGGGGAUGUGAGCAGUAGCGGUUUGCAAUUUUUUCGCGAUGAAAAAUCACAUGAAAAAGAAAAUUUGAUUUUUUUAUAAAUAAAAAGAAAUAAAAAUCAAAUGUCUAGAAGACCGAUGACAGUUGUCGUUCUUCUAAUAGAAGCUCACUUUUUUUUUUUUAUAAAUAUACAUAUAUGUUUAUUAAUUAUCAAGUUUAGAUUUACAUUUUUUUUUUUUU
Messenger RNA from Aphidius gifuensis, 1191 nucleotides. It is a transcript of the gene Naa40, whose product is annotated as N-alpha-acetyltransferase 40. Gene Ontology annotation, molecular function: histone H2A acetyltransferase activity; protein N-terminal-serine acetyltransferase activity; histone H4 acetyltransferase activity. Lineage: Eukaryota; Metazoa; Arthropoda; Insecta; Hymenoptera; Braconidae. The record is from RefSeq and is a predicted model, not a curated record. The transcript is spliced from 4 exons. Gene Ontology annotation, cellular component: nucleus. The coding region runs from base 145 to 771 and encodes 208 amino acids.